Molecule: messenger RNA, 5931 nt
Organism: Histoplasma capsulatum G186AR
Lineage: Eukaryota; Fungi; Ascomycota; Eurotiomycetes; Onygenales; Ajellomycetaceae
Exons: 2
Coding region: 1-5931 (1976 amino acids)
Biological process (GO): intracellular signal transduction
Molecular function (GO): guanyl-nucleotide exchange factor activity
Source: RefSeq, a predicted model, not a curated record
AUGCCUACGACUAAUGAGGUGGAACACAAUUAUGAUCCCUUGAAUCAUCAUCUUCAUUCCUUUCGCCAUUCAGGCCCGAAUCCGCAAUUCCCUUUGGUUAACUCUCUUGAGGCGGACACCUCUGGUAGGGAGUUUGGCAAUAACGAAUCUCCCAACCCUUCGUCACCCUUGUCUCCCCGUCUACCGCUACUUCCCGUGACUACCUACAAAGCCCCUGGUCCACCUACAUCUCCUCGACAGUUGUCAAUCACCACAAACUUUACAGGUCUAAAUUUCAGACGGCAUCACCCCCCGACGAGCGAUGAGGCUUCUCCCGACCCCCGCGAAUUCUACCUGCAGUACAAUGACUUUUUCGGUGGUGAUGGCCAUUCUGCCUUCGAUGGUGAUAUGACUUCCACCUCAUAUGCAAAAAAAUCGAAUAUCUCCACUGGCGAUUAUCACAACCACUCUCCAACAUCUCACCGCGCUCGCUUCCCCUCUCGUUCUCGUCCAUACCACCCAACUUCUUCUAAUUUCCCGCAAACCGCCGUUUUUAAUACCGCACGCCCAAGUUCAGUCAACUCUUCUGGGACGGGAAACCAACAAAGGCAAUCGUCGUUGAAGGAGCUAGUGGAUAAGUUCAACCAAAAUUUCGAUCAGGUUCCCCCUAGACCACCAGAUUCUCUUACAUCUUCUAGAGACGGCAGCCCUAGUCGUCGCGGAAUUGCCCAUUCUCGUGCCUGUAGUACGCAACAACAGUUCCAGAAAGGGCGCGGUGACCGGGCAGAUUUCCGAUCCCCUCCUCGACCUCGACAUCCUGGACGGCACAGCCAGUCUUCAAUAAAUGUAAAAGAGAGCGCAUCGAAUUCGUUCGGAUCACCUCCAAGUAGGCGACUUUUGUUUGGAGAAAUCAUCCCAACCCACACUCGGCCUCCGGUUCAUGCCACUGAUGCCGCAUCGCCUCGCUGGCGCAGAGGGUCUGAUGGUGACAUGCAUAUGCCUAAUCCGAUGUUCGUUGACUUGCCUAUAGAACUCGAUAGUGCAAUCUCUCCAACAUCACCUACUGCCUGGUAUCUUGGAUACGCUUCACCUUUUGACAUAUUGAAUACUACAAAACACCUCGUUACCCAUCGCAGAUCUCGAAGCGACUUGGUCACAAAACCUUCCACCACCACUCCCACCACUAACCCUGAGAUAUCAGACCCAAGCAUGGGUAUCGCCAUCAACCAAGCCGGCCUACAGCCGGCCGUUACCAUCGGAACCCGCCCCAAGUCAAACUCACAGUCGCGUAUCCCCGUCUCAACACGUCGCUUCAGCCAAGCUUCAGACUCAGGUGGUUCUACGCCUUCCACAAGGGCGAAUUCAGCCAUGGAUCGACAUAACAUCCAAAUAACUCUUCCCCCGAAGGGCAUGAGUGCGCUUCCCAAACGUUCCCCGAGAAAUUCCCCGAGUUCCAAAACCCCAUCUACGAGCUUAAUAGUGACAUCACCUGCACGGCAUAAUCGCGGCCAGAAGCUCCACCUCGGCCCUGAUAAAAGCCCAACACUUAAUGCUUACAUAUCUGCCCCACCCCCGAAGAAAUCCCCCCCACUUCGCAGUUCGAGACCUCGCCAACCGGUGUCGUCGGCGACAACUUCAGCGUCGCGUGCAAGAGUAGUGGAUAGGAUUUCCAGUCUACAAAACCAGUCUAAUGCGUCCACUAGGGAUUCCAAACCUUCAAGGACAAAAUCAAGACGGCUACCGGAACUAGGGAAUGUUGAUUUUGCUGCCCGUCGGCAGAAAAUCCAACAAGCAUUUAAUAAAACAGUGGAAGAAAAUGCGAGAAAGGAAGAACGUGCAGUUCUACGUCGUCAGACGGUUAAAGAGAAAGCCGCAAGAGAUGUAGGUGCGGCCUUGACACUUGCGACCGCCACGGCCGCCGCGCCUGGAGAACAACAACAAAAGAAGCCACAUGCAAAUGAAACGAACGAUCCACUGCCUGCUACUCUAAUUGAAACCCGAUCAGACGCUCCUGACGUUGGAGAUGAUCAAGAGACAUUCGUUACACCCAAUGAAGGACGCUCCCCGGACCUGACCAACAUGGUUGCAGAACAUCUCGAAACGGGCCGCGGUGUGACAUUAGAUGCGGAUAACAACAGUUACUCGGCUACGGAACAAGAUGAGAAGUCAAUCAGCCAAUUAGAUAUUCCCAGAAGCCAAACACCCUGUUCUGAUGCUCCCGCCUCUGCGGUGACAGUGGGUACCGACAUUACCACGUUUGAUCAGGAGCCACAAACAGAUUUUCCCCAACCAACCUCUCAGAUUCAUCGAACAGUACUCAGUCAAAUCAUGCAGAUGAGAGAAUCCAGCCCGAGUAGUUCCUCGUCUUCCGACUCCUUCUCUGAAAGGGACGACAAAGAGUCAAUCCAAAUCAUGCUUCGGCGAAGUCACUACUUUGACGAAUCACAGUACAACAGCAGUGACAACCUAGAACCUUGCGAGACCGCAGAUGAUUCCAGGAGCGAUGUGGACCGUCAUCGAUGGAGCAUGAGUUCUUGGAGCUCCUCUCUUCAUGAUCGACAGUCCAUGGACGGGCCGCUGGGGCGGAUCACGGAAAACCCACCUGAGACUGAUGCUCAUACCUUCAUGCCUAUGGGCGAAAGUAGUCAAACUCUCCAACUCCCAGUACCGCGUGCUGAUUCCCCCACAACUGGAGAAAUUGCAAUUCAACGCGACGCUCGCGAUGUUCCGAGCGAACCCACUGCCCAUAAUGUUCGGUAUACAACGCAUAUGAUGCAGCAGUAUCCCGAUCUAGCCAAGCAAGGUGGUUGGAACUCGAAACGCGUAACCCAACUUUUCCUUCAAGAGUUAGGAUUCGAGGGAUCACAUUUGCUCAAAUCUGAUUUUGGGAUCGCUGCGCGGGUCCAAACAAGUCGUCCUUCUUCUCGGGGCGAUGAUUCCCACAAGAACGAUGGCCUGAGUGAAGAUCCUAUUAUAGUACCUGAGUCCAUACAAGUUCCAAGGUCGGAGUACGUACAACACCGGGCGAGCUUGAGCUUUAGAGAAGACUGGGAGAAGGCUUCUCCAUCCGUUGUGGAUUGGAUGCACCUUGCGGCAUCAGAAGGAGGCUCGGAAAACUCACCCAACGUUGUUCGUGAGGGAGCAGAAACCCCGAGGCUCGCUACUACAGGCUCAAAUUUUCCAACCGAAGAAGAAUCCGUGGAAGGCCUAGGCCUUUCCAUUCACGUUCAGUCUCCUCAGGACGACGACUCACCUACCAUCCCUCCGCCCCCAUUACCUAGCCAUCCUCCUCCACCUAUUCCCCAUUCUUCGAGCUCCCUCUCCGAGAUACUUCCCGAACCAACGUUACAUCCACCUGUACAAUCAUCUCCAAGUAUAUACUCGAAUAAUCCGCCCUCCACCAUCCCGCCCAGCGUCCCACGGAUCCCACCAAUAGACCAUAUGUCAAGGGUACGAAAUAGUGAAGAAUCUCUGCAUCAGGCCUCUGUGGUACCAAUCCCACAAACACUGGCAUCGUCGGCUACAUCACAAACACACUCAAGCGCGGGUCAACCUAUUGUUGGAGUCCCGGCGGAGAAAUCUUCUCCUUCCCCAGAAGAGCGCCGCCUCAAAAAGCGAAAGCAUGUCAUCAAGGAGCUAGUGGAUACAGAGCACACUUUCGGUCAGGACAUGACAGUCGUUGUCGAUAUUUACAAGGGAACAUCUAGUUCAUGUUUGGACUUGUCUCAGGACGACGUCAAAACAUUGUUUGGUAAUUCCGACCAGGUUGUGCAGUUUUCAAUGGACUUUCAGGAUUCUCUGAAACGCGCUGCAAAGAGUGUUUAUGUAUUACCACAGUCCCAGCGAUGGAAGAGCAAGCGUGGCCAUAGAUCUACCCAGAUGAACGGUUCCACGACAGAUAUCCCAUCCAAUCCAUCCUCGGAAGCUGCAGACGAUGAAAAAGACAGACAAACUUCGAUUGGCCAGGUUUUCGUUGAGCAUAUCGAACGGAUGGAGAAAGUAUACUCUGAAUACCUGCGGAAUCAUGAUGCGGCUAACAGGACUCUUGAGGUCCUUAUGCGUAAGAAUAAUGUUAAUAUAUGGCUGAAGGAAUGCCGGGACUGGGCCGUGGAUCUGACAUCAGCUUGGAACUUGGAUUCCUUACUUGUGAAGCCUGUUCAGCGUAUUGUCAAGUACCCACUACUGCUAACAGAGCUGCUCAGCGCGACUCCCCCAGACCACCCAGACCAUUCUGCCUUGACAAAUGCCUUGCGCGAAACAACCAGCAUAUCUGUAAGGAUCAAUGACAUGAAGAAACGGGCCGAUGUGGUAGGCCAGAUCGUCAGCGGUCGAAAACGCAAGGAAUCUGACGUCCGGUCAGGACUUUCGAAAGCAUUCGGGCGGCGCACAGAGAAAAUUAAGGCUCAAGUCGGCAUCACAGACGUAUUUGAAGAUAAGGAAUUUUCUAUACUCUCUUCCCGGUUUAGUGACAAUUUCUUCCAGCUCCAAUUGAUCAUGCGGGAUGUGGAACUCUAUACUACCGAGGUUCAAACUUCCAUAAAAAAGUUUCAUGAUUAUAUCCUCGCGAUCGAGGCAUAUAUUAGUGUUGCGCCCUCGAAUUAUCCUGAGUUGGAAAGCAAAUGGUGUCGGUUUAGGCUUGCUGUCAAAGACGUUCUGACUGUGGCGCUUGUUGAUCAUGUUUCUGCUGUCAGGAAAAACGUUAUUCUCCCAAUGGUCACGCUCCUAAAGCUGCAUGAUGGUCCUCAGCGGGUAAUGCAGAAACGAAACAAACGUUUGAUGGAUUAUGUCCGCUACAAAACGCUCAAAGAACGUGGGGAUAGGGCAGACAAAAAGACCACAGAGCAAGGGGAACAAUUCAUAGCUUUAAAUGUGACUCUUAAAGAGGAGCUGCCAAAGCUUAUUGCCCUAACUGGGAAACUGACAGAUGCGUGUCUGCAUAACUUCGUGGAGCUUCAGAAGACUUGGCUAAGCCUCAUACAAAAGCGACUGGGGUACAUUUUUGAGCGGACGACAAUCUACGGCCUGGACCAAAUUCAGUCCGAUUGGGCAGCAGACUUCUCGUUUAGCGAUGCUCAAGUCUUGUCAUUGGGUAUAUGCAAUGGUUCUAUUCUUGCAGACGUUGCCAACGUUGCUGGGUACAAUUCACCCUCAGCUUCAGCUUCCAAUGGGGCAGAUGGGUCGUCAUCAUCUCGCAGACCGUCAACAGUAAACAGCGCGAGCAUUCACAAUGCCAAUACCAAUCGAGCAGCUUCCUUUGAGCAAAGCAAUUCCCCGAAGAUCUCCCAUGAAUUUGGCACCAGCACACCCGGUAGCUUCAUACAUUCUCCACCGGCCGAUAACUUUAUCCAGCAAUACAAUGGCUCUCAGGUAUUCUCGAAUGCACGAAUGCGCACCAACUCUGGCUUUACUGGCCGCGCGUCCGGCGUAUCCGAUGCUUCGAACGGGCCUGUCCUACCGUCCAUGACAGCGCUAGUCAACUCGGGUAAUGGCACCAACACCAGCCGAUCCUCCGACGCGACUCCGUCACUACCGCAACUCUCUCUCGAUACCCCGAUGCUGCAAGAUUUCCUCGCCGAUCCACUAAUGGCAUUGCAUAACCGCGGCACCCCUCCUGACCCAGCCCUUCACCCCUCCUCGCCCAUUGUUGCACGAUCGGGCAGCUUCUUUUCGUCUGCAAUGCCCAUGAACGAGUCGCCGCGGACGGCAACUCCAAUACCUGACGACGAGGAACAAAACGACCCAGCUGUUCUAUUUCCCGUUGCGAGCUUGUUUGAAUUUAACAUCGACCGCGCGCGUCGAGAGGCCGGGUAUCCCUACCUGACAUACGUUGCAGGGGAGAUAUUCGAUGUCAUUGGCGAGAAGGGUGAUUUGUGGCUUGCGCGGAACCAGGACGAUCCGACGCGUCAAGUAGGAUGGAUAUGGACCAAACAUUUUUCGAAACUUGCUGGAUAA